GACCACGGCUGAGCGGGAGAGCAGCGGCUUUGCAGGCAGACAGGUGCAGCCCGGAAUGGACAAACCCCGUUGUGCAAGCCAGGAGAGCCGCUGCCGGUCAGAGCAGAGGACACUGAGCUGGGUGCACCAACGUAGCCUGAUUCGGUAAGGGAGCCCCCGAUGCUCCCACGGUUGCGGUUUCCGCCUCGGGGCCCGAUCCGCCUUUCGCAACGCAGCCGCGUGGGAGACCCGAGGGCUCGUCCGCCUCCUGCCACGACCCCCGCCCUCCCCAUCUAGAUUUCGGGGCUCGGUCAAGGCUGAUCUCCGCCACAUUUGCUGAUGAAGCUCUUGGCGGCGGCAGCCAGCGAGAAAAAUCCUCCUCCUCCCCCCCCCCGCGCCCCCUCCUCGCCUUUGCAAUUGGCUGCCCGACGUGACUUUGUCGCCGCUGCGCCGCUAGGAUUGGCGCCAGCCCGGCGAUAAAAGCGCCGGCGUGCCGCGCUCCCCGCCCGCUGUCGAAGAGCCUCCGCCGGCGACGCGACCCUCUUUCCUCGCGCAGGAUCGCCCCCUUCGCGGCGGCCCGGACCCCCUCGCAGCCGCGGCCAUGAGCUACAGCCGGGAUCUGCUCUUCGCCGCGCCGUCCUACGGCAAGAAGCCCUUCGCGGGCCGGAGCCUGGCGUACGGCUCGACGGCGGGCCGGGCGGGGGCGUCGGGGGCCCCGGGCCCCUCGGCCUUCUCGUCGUCGUAUCGGAAGCUGCCGGCGCCGAGCAGCUCGCUGGAUCACCUGGAGGCGCUGCGGGGCGUCGGGGCGGCGGCGUCGGGGCCGAGCGCGCUGAGCAACGAGCUGAAGAUCGUGCGCACCAACGAGAAGGAGCAGCUGCAGGGCCUCAACGACCGCUUCGUCAGCUACAUCGAGAAGGUGCACCAGCUGGAGCAGCACAACCGGCUGCUGGAGGCCGAGGUGGCGGCGCUGCGGCAGCGGCAGGCCGAGCCGUCGCGCCUGCAGGCGCUGUACGAGCAGGAGGUGCGCGAGCUGCGCUCGCAGGUGGAGGCGCUGCGCCACGACGGCGACCAGGCGGCGCUGGAGAGCCAGCAGCUGGGCCGCGCCCUCCAGCGGCUGCGCGAGCAGGCGGCCCACGAGGCGGCGCGGCGCCAGGAGGCCGAGCUGGCGCUGCGCGACGCGCGCAAGGACGCCGACCGAGCCGCCCUGGCCCGCCUGGAGCUGGAGAAGAAGGUGGAGGCGCUCCUGGACGAGAUCGCCUUCCUGCGCCACGUCCACGACGAGGAGGUGGCCGAGCUGCAGGCCGAGCUCCAGGGGGCGCAGGUCUCCGUUGAGAUCGACAUGAGCAAGCCUGACCUCACGGCUGCCUUGAAAGAGAUCCGCACCCAGUACGAAGUCCUGUCCGCCCGGAACCAGCAGUCGGCUGAGGAGUGGUACAAAUCCAAGUUUGCCAACUUCACUGAAGAGGCAGCUCGCAGCAGCGACAGCAUCCGCCAAGCCAAGGAGGAGAUUUCCGAAUAUCGCCGGCAGCUGCAAGCCCGGAACAUCGAGAUCGAGUCCCUGCGCGGAGCCAACGAGUCCCUGGAGAGGCAGCUGCAGGAGGCCGAGGAGAGGAGCAGCAAAGAGAUGCGUGACUUGCAGGAGACCAUCAGCCAGCUGGAAAAUGCCCUGAGGACAACCAAGGGGGAGAUGGCCCGUCACCUGCGGGAGUACCAGGACCUGUUGAAUGUGAAGAUGGCUCUGGAUAUUGAAAUAGCAGCGUACAGAAAAUUGCUGGAAGGGGAAGAGACCCGCCUGAGCACCGUCGUCAGCAGCAGCAGCAGCAGCAGUGCGUUUGGCCUGGGCUACCCCUUCUCAAGCCCCCUGGCCGGCUUCAAGGGGUUCUCGGCCAGCACAGUGGCGAUCCGGAAGGACAAGAAGGCAGAGUCCCAGGACAGCCCCAAGGAGUCCAAUGACUCGGGAGAGUCAAAGGACGAGGAUGAUUCUGGAGACGAGAAGUCUGCAACAGGCGUGCCCAAAACCUAAAACUGUGUCCCAAAGGCAGCCCUCCCCACCCGCCCUCUCACUGAAUUUCCUCAGAAUGGGGUGAGGGUGUUGUAGGUUUUUCAGACAUGGGAUGGCUCUCGGGAUGAGUCCGUCAGGCAGACCACGAUAACCGGACACCAAAUUACUCCUGGACAGAUCCACAAGCCUCUGGCAACUCUCCGGGAGCCAGCACCACACAGAUCUGCCGAGAACUCAGUUGCAUAUCACAAGCAGCAGCUUUAGAGCUCUUGGGCAGCUAGCCGGGCCUCUUAGCUCUCUGGCAUCACAAACCUCUGCAAGUUUACUUUGGAGUAAAACCCACUGUGUUUGUCUGUGAGCGACACACAGAAGUCUUCCCCUGUCUGAAACACUUCCUGCAAAACGUAAUCUUCCAAGAGGGAAACUUGGCAGGGGUGUGUGUGUGUGUGCGCUUAGGAUUAGCCUGCCCUUCAUUCCCCCCCCCCCCCUUUGUUGACCAUCUUCAGUCUUCUAAUCUGGAGGGCACCAGGUUGGGGAAGGCCCAUUUAGGUUACAUUAGCAUUCCCGACUUUUGCUCUGAGGCUGACCUGACUUCAGACAAGGUCCUUGAAUGCUGAAGUGCAGCGAUUCCCAAAUGUUUUUCAGGCCGCUGCCCCCUUGGUUCCAUAAAUUCAACCCCCACUGCCCCCUCCCCUAUGAAAAGCAUUGUUCCUCAAUACUGGUUUGCAUGACCCACUAGGGAAAAUCACUAUGUAGUUAAAUUGAUUCAACAGAACUGAUGAACUGGAUCCAGUGAGACCAGCUUUUCAAGGUCUGCUUGUCAUUUACACCUCCAGCAUCCCUUGCCACCCCCUUGCCUCUUAGUCCCCCCCCCCCCGGAAAUCCCACUGCCCCCAGGGGGUGAUCCUACCCACCUUGGGAACUGCUGCUCUAGAGUAUAUUUAAUACUUCCGAGUUACUCAUUUUGUGCCUCUUUCUCAUUCAAAACCUCUGACUUUAAAAGCCACAGGGCAGAUCAUUGUGGUUCUGUGAUCUCCACCCCCUUUGUCUGUCAGUCUGUUCAGGUAAAGCUGCAGUCAGGAGGAGUGGCAGCCAGGGGAGAACUGGCUGUUUUACUCUUUCCUUGACAGCUUCUUAUCCAUUCGAAACUGGUCUUCCUCCCCAUUCUGCAGGUGGACAAGCAGUUUAGAGUGGCUGGGGGCUGACUUACAGCUGGCAGGGAAAGGGUUAGGGUUACUCAGAUCCUUUGUGGUAGAACUGUAGAGUUGGAAAACAUCCAAUGAGCCCCUCCCCACCACCUCUGCACUUAGAGAUUCCCUGCCUGCAGUUAGAGGCGCAGUGCCUUUGGGUGGGGCAGACAGGAAGCCCUCCCUCCUCACCUGUGCAUGUUAAACUUUUCCUACGUCUUUCUACAGCUGCCCCAGGUGGUCCUCUAGCCAUGGAGGGUCAGGGAAUUAAAACCCACCACUGGGCUCUUGUUUCCCCCCACAGGUUUUGCCCUUUUUAACAACGGUCCUAGCCUUGAAGUUGUUCUCUUUACCUGUUAGGCUUCCUAAGGUGUGACCGAUCUCUGACUUUCUAAUUCUUUGUUAUCUAUUUAUAUAAAAAAAUAUGGGGGGAGUUUUGGGGUAAACUGAUUCUGAAACAGAAGGUGAGGACCCAGAGGGAUAUGGAUGGCGCAAAAGAAUUGUUCCUGAGCAUCUGUAAUGCUUCUGCCUUGAUUUUCCCAUUGUUGAGUCCAGCCUGCCCAUUUAGCAGGGAAAGAGCAGAGAGGCAGGAGUGUUUAUGUGCUUAAGCCAGGCCUACAACUCCCAUGAUCCCUAGCUAGCAGGACCAGUGGUCAGGGAUGCUGGGAACUGUAGUCUCAAAACAUCUGGAGGGCCAAGGUUGAGGAAGCCCGGCUUAAGCUUUCCCCUGUCCAUCAUUUUCCUUUGUUACAGUUCACACAUACAGUUUGAAAUGUGUCUCCCUUUGCAAGCACACGUUUGAAUGCCAUUUGUAUCUUGGUUCUAGGAAUGUACCCAUUGCAUGCUGAGCAAUUUGUUGGAAGGGUUACUUGGGUAUUUUGAAUGUAAAGCCUGUGGUGACUGGUCCACAAGCAAUACUAGAGAGCUGCUAAAGGAGUUGAAGAAUUUAAA
Molecule: messenger RNA, 4119 nt
Organism: Podarcis muralis (Common wall lizard)
Lineage: Eukaryota; Metazoa; Chordata; Lepidosauria; Squamata; Lacertidae
Product: low molecular weight neuronal intermediate filament-like
Biological process (GO): intermediate filament organization
Cellular component (GO): cytoplasm; intermediate filament
Molecular function (GO): structural constituent of cytoskeleton
Source: RefSeq, a predicted model, not a curated record